AUGCGGGCGGCGGUUUGGCUCCUGGCGACGGCUUCGGCCUCGGGCGCGCUGGCGUCCGGCCCUAAGUUCCAUUAUGGCUUCAGCGACUGCGUGGACGACGAGCGCACGCUCUUCUACUACCUCAAAGAGGAGGGCACGUGUUUAGCAAACACCACGAACCAGGUGCUCGCGAAACCUCCAGUCCACGGUCUCCGCUGUGACGUCCAGUGCGAUAAAGGCUACUACCUUGGAGCCAAUUUCUCCGGUCCAGUGCCUGUAUCAGGCUGCGAGCGCUGUCCACAGGGCAAAUACUCGCUGGGAGGCGGCAAACUCUUCUCGCAGCGCACCAAUGCAUGGAGUUCCCCACUCUCCGCCGAGUUGCAGACCGACUGCAUGACCCAGAACAUGUACACGGGCCACUGGCAGCACAACUGCAACCCGUGGGUCGCGUCCGCCGACGGGUCCUACAUCUCGUCGGGCGAGAACUCGGGCGUGAUGCAGAACUUCGAAGGCACGAGACUUUACUCCACGCUGCGGGUCAGCGCCAUGUUUGUACGGGACGGGUCCGUCACGUACAAGUACCGGGUGGACGCCGAGCAGCCCUACGACGGCCUGAUGUUCCAGAUCGACGACGACGAAGGCGCCAAGCUCGUGUCGCAGUCGGACGGCUGGAAGGAGGCCGUGGUCCAAGUGUCGGCCGGUGCGCACACGCUGGCGUGGAACUACAUGAAGGACUACGCGGGCGACGCGGGCGAGGACAAGUCCUACCUGAAGGUGAUCGAGCUGGUGGGCACGGCCUGGUCCGACCUGCACUGCCACACUUGCGGCGGAGAUAUGACCAAUAGUGGCGGAUCGCUCUGCGCCUUCUGUGGGCCCAACGAGUACGCCGCUGCCAAGUCGAACAGCGAGCUCGACUUCACGUGCUACUCGUGUCCGCCCAACACGUACGCGCCCAAGGGCUCCAUUGGCAUCUCGUCGUGUGUGGAGCAGCGCGCGUGCUCCAUGGACGACGUCGAGGAGACGUACACUGCCUGCAAGGGCGGCGCGCGCGAUGUCACGUACGCGUGGAGUGAGCCGCAGACGUGUGACACGACGCUGGAGGACAGCAUCAAGCUUCCUGCCCCGCAGAAGGGCGUGGAGUGUGCGAGCUGCGCGCGCGGGUAUGAGUUGACGGAAGGGGACGGGUGUGAAGCUUGUGGGACGGGUCAAGCGUUGAGUGCCUCGGGUACUUGUGAAGCUUGUCCCGCUGGAACGGUGGUCGUGAACGCACUGGAGUAUGGCGUGGGGACGCCCGAUGCGUGGAGUCACUGGCCGCAGAUUUUUGACGCGGAGGGAGCAGAGCACGCUGGCUGGAAGCUGACGAAGACUGGACUUUUGUUUGCCCAGCACACCAGCAACGACCAAGAGACUGUCGCCUGGAGUCGACCCAGUCGCUCACCGCUUACAUUCAACGUGCCGUUCGUGCACUCAGGCUUCGUUAACAUCACCUACAAGUUGAGCAACAUCCCCACGUUCGAAAACGACGGCGCUCGUGCGUGGGUUGAGCUGGAGAUUCGUGAUGCGAGCGAUAGCGACAAGAAGACUAAGAAGGCGCCGGAGAUUUCAAGCUCACCGAGCAGCAGCGACGGCGACGACGAUAGCAGUGCGGCUGGCGAGGACAAAAGCAUCGUUCACCUGCUCCAUGGCGGGGAGAACGGCACGUUCAGCGAGCUCGUGACUAUCAACGUUACAACCGCCACCGUGAAGGAGUUUACUUUCGUUGUGCGCGCGACUAGUAUCGAGGCCAAGCGUGCCAUUGAAGCCAAACUGGUGUAUGUUGGAUUUAUGGGCACGCAAGAAGGUGCCGGCGUUAGCUGCGAUAGCUGCCCUGCAGGGUACGAACCCGUUACCCCGGACGAUGACACGCAGAUGUACGGCUGCCGCAUUUGUCCUGCUGGCUCGUUCGCUGAGGCUGGGGACUCGACUGGAGUUGUGGCAUGUGGACUAUGCCCAGCUAACACGUACUCGAAGGAGGGCGCUGCGGAGUGUACCCCCUGUGGUGAAAACACAUACAGCAGCCCCGGUGCUGUGGCUUGUGCAGCUCCUCAGGCGCUUACGCUCAAUGCUAGUGCAUCAUCGGACUUAGUGACACUGUCGUCGUCUUCGUCGUCGUCGACUGCCUCGGUGACGUCUGCGCUUAGUGGGCUGCAAGUAACAUACAACCUGUCGCUAUUGGAGGCGCUUGUGUGGGGCAACGAGAGCUGGAUACUGGACGACACGGUGUAUGGCAACUCGACGAGCCUGCAGUCCACGAAGCCCGUGGAGUCGUCGCUGGCCUUCCAAGCCGACAAGCAGAACUACUGGUUUUCAGGUCUCUUCCGUCCUCUUGGGAGUAGCUGGAUGCAGCAGGUGCCAGGGCAGGUCGUGGACCAGGAAGUGGACACCACCACGGAGAUUGCUUACGUGGUCUUUGCCAGCAUGAUGAACCCGCGCGAAGCUGGCAACUACUUCCAGCAGAACAGUGGCGUGUACGGCAACGUCAUGUGCUCAGCUCCAGCGCAAUGGAGCCUUGUUAACGGCGGUAGUCACAUGGAUAUCUUACCGCUGGAGUCCGGUGCUGGUGUGAAGGUUUCCUUCACCAAUGGCUCGCCCUGUGUCAAUGGCAAGACAUACUCCGCCACGUUCAACUUCGAAUGCGACCUCAACAGCGGUAAGGGAACGGUAUAUUGUUUGGUUUCGCCAGCUCGGACCUAA
Molecule: messenger RNA, 2712 nt
Organism: Phytophthora sojae
Lineage: Eukaryota; Oomycota; Peronosporomycetes; Peronosporales; Peronosporaceae
Exons: 4
Coding region: 1-2712 (903 amino acids)
Source: RefSeq, a predicted model, not a curated record